AACCAAACAUUUAUUUUUUUUAAAAAAGUGCAGGGAACAAAAACUGUUAUUCCAAUUUCACAAAUGUUAACUCUCAUUAUCUUCAUCUUCAUCUUCUUCCUCUUCACCUUCUUCAUCUUUACCUCCAUCGACGCCCACGUCUUCAUCUAUGGCGGCUGCUCCCAAGACAAAUACCCGCCAAACUCGCCCUACGAAGCCAACAAAAACUCCUUCCUCUCAUCCAUCGCCGCCGCCUCCUCCCUCGCCCUCUACCACGACUUCGCCGUCGGCAACGACACCGCCGCCCCCGUCUUCGGCCUGCACCAGUGCCGCGGCGACCUAUCGCCCCGCGACUGCGCGGCAUGCAUCGCCGGCGCCAUCAACCAGAUCGCCGUGCUCUGCCCCGACACCUACGGCGCCAGCCUGCAGCUCGACGCCUGCUUCCUCAGGUACGAGCGCGCCGAUUUCCUGGGGAGGCUGGACGCCGGCUUGAGGUACAGGAGGUGCGGCGGCGCCGACGGCGACGCCGAGUUCUGGCGGCGGAGGGACGGCGUGCUCGCUGAGCUCGAGGCGGCCGCCGGGUUCCGGGUGAGCGCCGCCGGGGACGUGGAGGGCUACGCGCAGUGCCUGGGGGAUUUGGCGGCCGAGGAUUGCUCCGCGUGCCUGGCGGAGGCGGUGGCGAAGGUGAAGACACUCUGUGGCGCGGCGGCGGCGGCGGCGGCGGAUGUUUUCUUGGCGCAGUGCUAUGUUCGGUAUUGGGAGUCAGGCUACUACGAUUCUUCUUCUUCAGAUUCCUCAAAUGGAGAUGACGUGGGAGAAACAGUGGCCAUAAUUGUGGGGGUGGUGGCCGGAGUCGCAGUUCUGAUUGUAUUUCUAUCAUUUUGCAGAAAAGCCCUUGGUUGAAUUCGGAAAAAGCAUCUAUUUGGAAUAAAUUCUGGGAUUGGACAAGACCAAUAUAUAUAGCAGAAACCUGUGUAUGGAAAAAUGAAGAAUCUAUUCCAUGUAUUUUGUGGUGCUAUAAGUUUUGCACGAAUUGUUGGCGCAAUGCGUAGGAAUUUAAGUGUAUCAUAUUUGGUGUUUUAAUUAUUAUGCGCGUUUCAUUUUUAAUUGUUUAUA
Salvia miltiorrhiza (redroot sage) is the source of this 1095-nucleotide messenger RNA. RefSeq names its product plasmodesmata-located protein 8. Bases 64 to 882 code for a protein of 272 amino acids. Lineage: Eukaryota; Viridiplantae; Streptophyta; Magnoliopsida; Lamiales; Lamiaceae. Gene Ontology annotation, cellular component: plasmodesma. The transcript has 3 exons. The record is from RefSeq and is a predicted model, not a curated record.